Molecule: messenger RNA, 1821 nt
Organism: Anastrepha obliqua
Lineage: Eukaryota; Metazoa; Arthropoda; Insecta; Diptera; Tephritidae
Exons: 1
Coding region: 1-1821 (606 amino acids)
Source: RefSeq, a predicted model, not a curated record
AUGAGUGACUCAGAGGAGGACGAUAAUAAGCUAUCUCUGCAAGCUUUAAAAGAAAUAUCAAUAGUUACUGCAGGCACAGAGUAUGUUGAGCCCGUUUUACAAGACGAAGUGAAGCAAUCUUUUAGUGAUAUAGACCCUGAAGACGAGUGCACGGAUCCCCUCAAUGAUAAAGAACAAGAUAUAGUAUCCGCACAAUUUCAAGGAGAAUACAAUGAAUGUGAUUUUAUUAAUGAGCAUAGUGAAGGUGAAGAAUCGAGUCCACUGCCAAUGCCUAGUCGUAGUAAGCGGUCAAAGACUGUAAACGAGUUUAAGUCGCCUAACGGACGUGUUUGGAGUAAUAAUAAAACAUGUUACAAACGACCUAUUCCCACUGAUUCAGUUGUACUACAGCAGCUGCCAACGGGAAAGGGGCCUGCAACCAAGCUUAAAAAUCCGCUUGAAGCUUGGUAUUUGCUUAUGGACGAGCGUUUGUUGGCUACAAUUCUAACACAUACUAAUGAACGGAUACGCAGCCAUAAAGGGAAGUCGUCCUUUGAGAAAAGUACAGAUAUCGUGGAGCUUCGUGCAUGGUUGGGAUUGAAUUAUUUAUGUGGUAUAUUUCGUAACACCUCGCAUCCCGGCCCAUUGAAGGAAUUGUGGACCUGGGAAUUAGGAAAUUCGAUUUUUCGUGCUACGAUGCCAUGGAAACGAUUUGAAUUUUUAACGGCUUUUAUUAGCUUUGGUGCACCGGCUUCCAAGAGUGGGUCGUUCGGGAAUUUUUUGCAAAUUCAAGAAGUAUGGGAACGAUUUCUAGCGAACUGCCGUUCGUAUUAUUCUCCCAGUGGUAAUUGUGUUGUACACGAUAUGAAAGUAGAUAUGAACGACCAUCAGGAAAACCUUCACCUAACUGUAUUAUGCGACGCAAAAUCCUUGUAUAUUUGUAAUAUGUUAAUUACAAAUCAAACGGGUACGAAAAAUAGACGUGAACGCUCAGUUCUACAUUUGGUAGCGGACAUUAAGGGUAGCAAUCGCAAUAUUGUUUUGCCUGAACUUUACACAAGUACGGAAAUUGCGAACAAGUUGAGAGAAAGACAAUUGACUUUGGUGGGUGCAUUGCCGAAAGAAUCCGAAGAAUUACCGAAAACUUUAUUAUUAAAUGAAACACAACAGCAAUUAUACUCUGACAUUGGUUGUUUAGUGCGCGGGCGUGGUGAAGCAGCUCCGUUUUUGCUAUCAAAUGGAUUGCCUGGCAAAGUAGCAGUUGAGCGCCUUUUCAAAGCGAGCAUACGAUCAUGUGACCACUUUGAAGAAGCUAUCGAAAUUUUUAGCACUACUAACGCCGCCCCAGAUACGCCAAACAACUGGCCUUUAACUUUAUUUUAUCGCAUUAUGAACUUUGCCGCUUUAAAUGCAUGGAUACUGUUACGGCUCUCUACAUCGGGUAUUAGCAGCGCACCAACGCAACGUGAAUUUCAACGCGAUCUAGGUCUUUAUCUCACACAAAUGCAACUAAAACGGCAACUUCAAGCGAGGAACAAACUCACCCUUGCACAAAAGCUACAAAUAUGCGAAGUGUUGGGUGAGUCAACAGAGAAACUACUAGUCAGCGCUUGUGAAGAAGCGAAAAAGAAUUCAGCUAAAGGCUUUGUACCAUUAGAGAAAAUUAAUUUACCUGAAGGCUUAGUGCUGAUGUCCAAAACAUUAGAUCGGCGUAAGCGUUGUUGUAUUUGCACGAAAUAUCAAACGCGUACGCGUUGCCAGCAAUGUUUACGGGCACUUUGUUACCGCCAUUUGAUUGCACGUUGCAAUGAUUGCAUGGGCGUCACAGAGUUGCCCGAAUAA